Molecule: messenger RNA, 3057 nt
Organism: Naegleria lovaniensis
Lineage: Eukaryota; Heterolobosea; Eutetramitea; Acrasida; Naegleriidae
Exons: 1
Coding region: 1-3057 (1018 amino acids)
Source: RefSeq, a predicted model, not a curated record
AUGAGGCGUCGCGUUCAACAAUCCGAUUUCGCCACUCUCAAAUUUACUCUCCAUUUCUUCUAUCCUACCAUUUCAGCGAUUACAGAUGAUCAACAACAGGAGGACACUACCAUCAAAACGACGUCGUACUCAUCCAACAUGAGUCAGCUUCAAGAUGAGUCGGCUUUCAUUUCCGAACAAUUACAGCAGGUUCAUCUCGAAGAAGACCGUGUCAAUAAUGAUAAUGAUGACCAAAUUCAUUCAUUUCCAAGUACUAAAAGAAGCGAGUUAUCGUUUGAGGAAUGGAGAUUGGUCGCAAAUUUUCUAUUGAGUAGAAAUGCCUUCCAAGGACUUGCCAGUGUCAGCAGGACUGCUAGGCUUGCAGUCUUAUCUUGUCAUUUUGUUCAAAACGUAUUUGUUGUGAGAGCUGUUGUUAGGGGAUGGAUGGAAGCGCUUCAUAACUCAACCAGUGUUUCGACUUUGGUUCCUAGCGACAGACUGAAAUCAUUAUUGCAACCAUUACAUAAGUACCAUUUGCUUGAUUUGACACCCUUUGUACAUCCCAACGAUAAGAAGAAAGCAGAAUUACAGCAAGACAAUUCGUCACACGAGUCACUGGUGCCAGUUCCCAAUUAUUACUCAUCUGAAUGCGUAAAAUAUGCAUGUGAAGCUGGAUUUACUGCAAUGAUUGAUCAAUUGUUAGAAAAGCCAUUUCUUCUUCGCUUCCAUGCGCCAGAUUUAAAGAACUUUUUGAAAGCUGCAUUUACUAAUAACCAUGAUGAUAUUGCAAAGAAGAUUAUCAAAUUUUUCGUGAAACGGCUUGUGUUGGAAUUGGAAACCAAAUCUUCAAGAGAAACCAAGAGUAAUUUGAACUUUCAAAUCAUACUUACUCUAUGUUGUGAAUCUAGCACAGCCAACGUAAAUGAAUUCUAUUCCUUGCUCGAGAAAGAAUUAGUAGCUAUAUUUUCUUCAGCACAGAUUGAUACAAUUUUAAGCAAGUCAAUACUACCAAUCAUUUCCGAAGGCCAUUUAGUUAAGUUUCUCAAAAGGAAUGAUUUUGCAAAUGCACUGUUUGUAUUGAGGAAAUUCUUUACUUUGAUGCAAAUUCAUGAUGUAGAAACGGUAUUUGAUAAGAUGUACAUAACUUUUUCCGUUACAUUUUCGCAACAUGGUAUUAAUGCAGAACAAAUGAUAUGGCUGUUUGAUAAUAUUUACGAUCUAAGCAAGGCAAAUACGCUUAUUUCGAAAGUAGUUCACAGAUACAUACAAAAAAAAUCCGAGCUCUAUUAUGAAUACCUUACUCGGUUUAAACAUAGGGACGUAAUGACUGAUAAGAAGUUAUUUGAGGAAUCUCUUGCUUACUUAACUGCCUAUUAUUGGAAUAAUGUAUUCUCAGUCAUUCAGCCAUCGUUUUCUGCCUUUAUCCAAGCAUUGAAAGUAUGUGACUAUCCUGCUGACAUGUUACUUCAAAGAUAUGAGCCAUGGCUCAGCAAAAACUAUCCAGAUGAACUAGCAGAAUAUUUGUAUGAAAAUAUCUCUAUUUUGGAAGAUAGCAAUGCACACCAUGCUCAACAUUGCAUGGACAUGCAAAAUUUAUUUGACUCACGCAUGCAACAAAAACUUGCUUCUGUAUUUCUCUCUAAACAACAAUUUGAUUUUGAGAAACUCAUGUACAUACUACAAAAAUAUGACUGCUUCUCAGACCUUUUAUCAACAAUUUUAGAAACAUCUUACAGAGACAUUGUGUUGCAUCAAAUAUAUAGCAACAUCAUUUCCAAAAUUUCAAAGACAAAAAAUCUCAGAAUGAUGAAUGAUUUUCUCCCCACAAACGAAGUCGACAUGCAACAAAUGACUAAUAAUGUUUAUUAUACAGCAGCAGUACUGAUGUAUUGUGCAAAAUUUGGGAACAGGAAUUUGUUUGAAUGCAUUGUAGAUCAACAAAAAGAUGUCAUUAGCCAAUUUCCGCAAGAAUUACCUGUUGUUUACAACACGAUAGCUGACAUGGCUAACAUUCAACCAGUAUCUCUGAGAAAAGAGUUUCAUUUAAUUUCAUAUUCAACAGAAAUACUUUUAUUUAUUAUUCGACAUGAAAUUUUACGGAAAUAUUUGAACGUACUUGCGUCCUUAUCCUCAUUGCCUGUCUCUGUUUUGGAGUUUCAUCAAAAUUCUAUUGGAUUUGUUGACGACAGUCCCAAUCAACAGCCUGACAUGCAUGCUGUAUUGAAGGAGUAUGCAUUGAGCGAUAAGGAUAUUUCAGAACUAAUUUCUCUUUAUAUUUCCCGGAAUGUAAUGGCACAACUCUCGAAUUUAUUGCAUUUCCCUUCCUUCACAAGCGAUCAUUUGCUAGAAAUACCCGAGGCCUAUUUAUUCAAUUCCAUUACUUUGGGAAAGCUUACCGAUUUGCACAGAGUAGUAGAUUUAUUGAUGGAAAAUUUUGAACAAGAAAGAAUCAAAAAUAAGUUCAAAGAAUUCUUUUGCUUCAUUCAUGGAAAGCAAUACUCGUUCUUAGAGAAUAGUCGAGUUGUGCAAUGUUACAGCAAGUACAUGAAGAUGGUCGAAGAGAUUAUGUAUGACCUAUUGUUCGAUGAGAAAUAUUUCCAUGCAGUUUCUUCAUUUCACAAUGGCUUGAACGAUGAUACUUGUACAGGUGAAUCCUCUACGAAAUUACAAGGUACACUUUUCAAAAUGCAAGACAAGUACGCUCUGAAACGAUCCAAGAAAGUGAAAACUGAGGCAAAAGUUCUUGUAUUUAAGCUUUCUGAUCAUGAGAGAUUAUUACGAGCCUUAAAAUCAAAAUUGGAGCCUCAACAACCAUUAUCUAUCAAGUUUGAACACUACCUCAUGUGGAAAUCAUUCAUUCAACAAGUUUCAGAGCCUGAAAUUUUGGACCAAGUGAAUCAAUUAUUGGCCGAGAUUGAACCAGAAACACAAAGACAAUCGACCAAUUUUCAACCAUCCUUUUCAACUCAAACUCUUUCAAAUCCUUUUCAAAUUUCUUUUGGAUCCUCAACUGGCUCAAGUAUUAGCUCAAGUAUUAGCGAUUGUGGCUUCACUGUUAAGCGCUUGAAAAAGAGAUGA